Heterobasidion irregulare TC 32-1 is the source of this 429-nucleotide messenger RNA. RefSeq lists its product as uncharacterized. Bases 1 to 429 code for a protein of 142 amino acids. The record is from RefSeq and is a predicted model, not a curated record. Lineage: Eukaryota; Fungi; Basidiomycota; Agaricomycetes; Russulales; Bondarzewiaceae. The transcript is spliced from 3 exons.
AUGGGCGAUCAGGCUGGUGCACCGCGCCGAGAUGAAACGUCCACCCUCGACGAUGUGAACAUCUCGCCACUCGUGCUCUCAUCUAGCGCCCUCCCCCCUCCCAUUCUCCCUCCCUUCCUUCCUCCUCGACGCUCAGUCGUCUCGCUCCAAGACGGCGCCCAUUUCAACCAGAAGCUAGCGGGGUUUCGAACGAACCCCAAGGCAACGGCCGCGGGCGCACAAUCUCCGUUCAUUUCUCGCCGCCUUCCGCUUGGAGUCCGCGGCCCACUCACCCCACCCGCCCCUCGAGAAAUCUUCACGAAGCGCGGGCGUGGCAUUAUUGGCGCGUCGCAUGUGCGCUCGCUUUCGCUUUGGGCGUCGAAGAGCUUUUUUUCCAACCUAGCUCGUUCUCGAGUCAUAGGGAUGCAGUGGCCCCCAGACACCAAGUAG